Messenger RNA from Dermatophagoides farinae (American house dust mite), 761 nucleotides. Its product is annotated as coenzyme Q-binding protein COQ10 homolog A, mitochondrial. Gene Ontology annotation, molecular function: ubiquinone binding. The record is from RefSeq and is a predicted model, not a curated record. Gene Ontology annotation, biological process: cellular respiration. Gene Ontology annotation, cellular component: mitochondrion. NCBI's taxonomy places the organism in Eukaryota, Metazoa, Arthropoda, Arachnida, Sarcoptiformes, Pyroglyphidae.
AUGAUUUCACAAUUGAUAAAUAGACAUAAUAAUAACAACAACAACAUUGUUCAAUUGCAAUAUCGAUCAUUUUUUGAUCUACCAUUUCAAUCAUCACCAUCGGAAGAUUUUAAUGAUAAUAAUAAUAAAAAUAAUCGUCAAGAAUUUACUGAUCAACGAAUUGUUAGAUUUACAAAAACACAGAUAUACAAUGUUGUUGCCAAUGUUGAUGAUUAUGAACAAUUUUUACCAAAUUGUUUGGAAUCAACAGUUUUAUCACGUUCACCUGAUCGUAUGGAAGCUGAAUUAGUUGUUGGAUUUCCACCAUUGAUAACUGAAAAAUAUACAUCCAUCAUUUAUCUGGAUAAACCGAAUCGUGUACUGGUGAAAGGAAUGAAUAGUACAAUAUUAAAAUAUUUAGAAUCAGAAUGGAAAUUUGAAGAAUUGAAUGCAAAACGAACAUUAGUAACAUUUAAUGUUACAUUUGAAUUUCAAUCAACCAUACAUUCACGUUUUAUGAGUCUGUUUUUUGAUGAUUUUACCAAGAAAACAAUGAAAGCAUUUCUAGAUCGUGCUUAUAUCAUCUAUAGUGCUGAUCCAUUAUAUUUUGAUGAUGAUGGUGAUAAAUCUUAACAAUUUUUAAUUUUUUUUUCUUCCCUCAUACACACUCAUCAAGUUAUCAUUUAAUUUCGUUUUUGUUUUUUUUGGUUAUUGAAUUUUAGGAUGGCAACAUAUAUGUUAUAUAUUUUUUUAUAAAUAAGAAAAUUGUACAUGUGUGUGAU